CAAGAACGCCUCACACAAGUUGCUGACCAACAUCUAUUCAUCCAUCCCUUGCUGCGAGGUACUCGGUCUAACAUCGUUGGUAGUUGGUACACGGUGGCCGCCAGAGCCGUUUGUGCGAUUAGUUAGUCCCGGUAGGACACACAGUGGAAAAGAAAUAGACUCUAGACUAUAGUUUUUUUUUUCAUUUGUGAAUUUUCGUUCUGUUGUCCGUCGUCCUCGUUGUCAUCGUCAUCGUGUCAGUAGUCAGUACAGCACGGUUCGAUUGCUGCCGGCCGCGGAGUGCGGAGAAACCUUUUUUUCAUUCGAUUUCGCUUCCCGGAGACGAAAAUUUGCUUCCUACGGGAGCAGAGACUUGCACUUCAUUCGAGUUCAAAAUUUCGGUUCGGAAAGGACGGAGAAAUACCACUAGCAGGAGCGGCAGAAGCAGACACAGUGAUUUUUUUCUGAUUUCUUCCAAGUGAAAUGUGACUACCCAUAAAGUGACUCGGUGAAUUUUUCGGUGUUUUGAAAAUUUAAAAGGCAAACAAGCUGAAGAAAGAGUGCUGCAAAGUGAAUCACUUGCAACUGAGAAUUUUGUUUUCAAUCGUUCUUUUAUUCGAUAUCUAAGCUAGCCCUAGUGCCUAGGAUAAGUAAGCUAAGGCCAGUUGAAAGUGUGUGCGAGCUCUUUGGAUAAUACUUUAGUUUUCUUUAUUAUUUACUCGGUUUAAGCAUUUAAUCGUAAGAUCCAGACACAACCCACCCUCAGACCAGAGCACGACCUCCCGAUUUCGGAGCAAACUGUGAAACAUUGUGCGCUAGUUCGUGAGUGAACAAAGAAUGUUGCCGCUCGCCGUUACAUAAAAGCUCUGACGGUUGAUUAUUGGAAAAGUGUUCCACCCCGGAAAUACUGGCGGAGUGUGUGCAUAGCUCGAGCGAAAAAGAGUGAAAAACAAACAAACAUCCUAGUGCAGUGUCGAAACAAAAAAAAAAUAAACCAAAGCAAAGUGUUAGACAUAGCAAAAUUCGCCAGAAGGUGCUUUGGAAAAUUAUUGGAAAAAAAAUCUGGUGGCAAAAUACAUUCUUGAAAGGUGCUUUUCUUCAAACGGCCGACCCGUGGAUGGAUCAAAAAUCCUAGCAUCGUUCCCAGAUCCGGCAUAAAGCAGCUUCAAUGUCGUCAAAAGCUGGCAGCAAAUUCUCACAUAUAGCGAAGAUUGGCAUUGGCUUAAAAACUCAAAAAUCUCAUCGGAAGGUGAAAUAAUUUAAAACGUGGCUCGCCCAAAACAGCUAGAUGUAACAAAACCGGAAAACCGAACGCACUCGUAACGAUCACCAUUUUGGAGUACACGCCGGAAAUCUAUCGACGAAGGAGGGAAGGCAAAAAUUACCUAAAACCUCUGAACGGCUGGACGGAUCCCCAAAACAAGAAUCAACCCAAAAUCGAAUAAUUUCACCUCAGCAAAUUGAAUCCCGAAACACACUGACAGGUACAUACACACACACAUACACAAACACGAUCCAGCUGGAAACCCGCAAACGAAACGGAGAUAAUUCACACACCUUUCGGCAACACAGGAAAUUCCGUUGGAUUACUUCCCUCCAUCAGAGUCCCACCUUCUUUUACCCCAUCACAAGCGAGAGUUGGCGAUUUUCCCGAAGCAACCGGAAAAGCAGAAUAAGGACAGGAGCCGACACGAGAGUGAGAUAAAAAAAAGAGAAGAAUAGCAGAAGGAAAGCCACCGGUGGAUAACCAUUGAAGAAAUGGCCGAAGGUAAUGGUGAACUGGUGGAAGAAAUGGCAAACCAGAAAAUGGGAGAAGGCGCUGGCGAUGGCGAACGGACAGAGGAUUACAGCAAACUGCUGGAAUAUGGACUCGACAAAAAGGUGGCCGGCAAGCUGGACGACAUCUACAAAACCGGCAAGCUUGCUCACUCCGAACUGGAUGAGCGAGCUCUGGACGCACUAAAAGAGUUCCCCGUCGACGGAGCCUUGAACGUUCUGAGUCAGUUUCUGGAAUCGAAUCUGGAGCAUGUGUCCAACAAAUCGGCCUACCUGUGCGGAGUGAUGAAAACCUAUCGACAGAAAAGCAGAGCCAGCCAGCAAGGACUUCCUACACCUGCAAUAACAGUACAAGCAAAAGGUCCAGACGAGGACAAGAUCAAAGCGAUUCUGGAACGCACAGGAUACACACUCGAUGUGACUACAGGACAACGAAAGUACGGCGGGCCGCCUCCAAACUGGGAGGGUGGCACUCCGGGCAACGGUUGUGAGGUGUUUUGCGGUAAAAUACCAAAAGACAUGUACGAAGACGAACUGAUACCGCUGUUCGAAAAGUGCGGCAAAAUCUGGGAUCUCCGCCUCAUGAUGGACCCGAUGACUGGGACGAAUCGAGGCUACGCGUUCGUCACCUUCACCUCGCGAGACUCCGCCUGCAAUGCUGUGAGAGAGCUGAAUGAUUAUGAAAUUCGGAAAGGCAAAAAGAUUGGUGUUACGAUAUCAUUUAACAAUCACCGGCUAUUUGUCGGGAAUAUUCCUAAGAAUAGAGAUCGCGAUGAGUUGUUAGAGGAAUUUGCUAAAUACGCACCCGGCCUAGUGGAAGUGAUAAUCUACAGCUCACCAGACGACAAGAAGAAAAACCGAGGCUUUUGUUUCCUCGAAUACGAAUCACACAAGGCAGCGUCGCUAGCGAAGCGGCGACUCGGAACGGGAAGGAUAAAGGUGUGGGGUUGUGAUAUUAUAGUGGACUGGGCGGACCCUCAAGAGGAACCGGACGAGCAAACGAUGAGCAAAGUGAAAGUAUUAUACGUGCGAAACCUUACACAGGACACCAGUGAGGAGAAGUUAAAGGAAUGUUUCGAGCAGUUUGGUCGAGUUGAACGAGUGAAGAAAAUCAAAGACUACGCUUUUGUGCACUUUGAAGACCGUGACCACGCAGUCGAUGCAAUGAAGGAUUUGGACGGCAAAGAGGUGAACGGUUCUAAUAUUGAGGUGUCUCUGGCGAAACCCCCGUCCGACAAAAAGAAGAAGGAGGAAAUUCUGCGAGCACGAGAAAGGCGCAUGAACCAAUUCUUGCAGAGUAGGAUGGGGAUAGUCGGUGAUUUCGUUCCUCCCUACAGCAUGUCGCCCCAGCAUGCCGGUAUGAUGCCAGGUGCAAUGCCACCGAUGCGAGUUCCUAGCGGCGCCGGUGGUCCACGAGCUCCCAUGCGCGGUCCGAUGAGCCGCGGUGACUAUGCAGCAAUCGGUAAACGUAAGUUCGACGGAGGUCAUCAAAAUCAAGGGGAUAUCAAACGGCGUUACGGAGCGGCAGCAGCAGCGGCACUUGGAAAUCUUGGUAAUAACUGGGGUAGCCAACCGUUGCCCCAGCAGCCCCUCGGUACCAACGGUGGGGAACAGUGGUACACCGAUACCUACUCGGUGUGGAGCUAAGAAGAGCAGGUCAUUCGUAUGCAAAACGAACGACGAACAACGGAACCAGCGCAACAUACAUAAACUGCACACACACAACACCAAACAUACACCAACACCCAUACAGAGACAGUCAGAGGCGCGGAACAAUAGCUAAAAUUUGGCAAACAACAAUCAACAAAACACCGAACCGAAAUUAGCCACAUUGGUAACACAAGCACACCCCUGCAAAGGAAGCGUGGCAACCAUCGCCUACUACUUCUAUCAUUACUAUUACUACCGCGUAUAGCAACAGGCUAUCGAACCGCUACUUUCUGGUCUACUCUCAUCUUUAGUCUCGCAAACACAAUUGUAGUUAAACUCUAAAUUGUAUGUACCAGUAGAAGUAGAACAGCUUCAAAUGUGAACUUAAAUAUACACACACUCACAUACACAAGCAAAAAAUUAAGAAAAAAAGUAAUACGAUUAAAUUAGACUCUUUUAAGAAAUUGACAUACAAAAAUUAGAAGGCAACAUAUUGUAUAAACAAAAUUAUCUUUCGCUAAUCAUCAAAAACAAUAAUAAGAGAAGGAAAAAUGACUGAUCUUUUCAUAAUUCUUAAUAUUUAAGAUUUAGAAAUUAACGAAAAAUUUAAUACGUGAAACAGAAUGAAGAAAACAAAACAAAUCAUGGUAGGAUCAUCGGACAAAAUCCACACACCCCAAAAAAAAUCGCUGAGAUUAUCUUCUGAUUGAAGACAAAAUUCUCCAUUUUGGAUUCGAUUUCAAUUAGACAAACGCAAAAAUAAACGAAAGUUCAAUAAUUUCCCAGUGUUCCAAUAUGAUUAUCAAAAAAAAUUAAACAUAAUAUUGCUGUAAACACAGGCAAUGGCGGAUCUCCACCACCCGAGGGCUGGGCAAUGGAAAGUGAUAAACAAAAAUUAAAAAAAAAUACUACUCAAAUUAUUACCAAUGUUUUCUGACUCGCUUAGAGGCUGCGUCACCUAUACAUAUAUAUACUACUGAGAAGAACGCAACCACCGUCUUUGCAGAAGACGGGCACUACAAAAGCAUUAUUAUGAACCGUUUAGUGUGUACUACUGUCAGCUAGUGAUGUCGACAAAAAAAAUUAGAAGAAAAAUAGGCGUUCGUAUCGAAAAUUCGGAAAAGUAAAUCAAUUGAAAUUGCGUUUCGAAGAGAAAUUAACAAAAAAAUUGAUUCGGUGAACAUCUAGGAUUAUAUGCGAAGCAAAAAAUGCAAAAAAGGUGUAAAUAAAUAUUUCGAAAGUGCGAAAAAAUCGUGUAUUUAGUAAUAAACAAAAAAAAAACUAGAAGAAAAAUCAGUUUAAAUUGCAAACAAUACUAAAAAAGCAUAUUAGUGAUUUUUGAUGAAAAAAAAAACGAAAAGUACAUAAAAACAAUAUGGUGAAAUGUGAUUAUCGAAAAAAAAAUGUAAAAAGGAGACAAAUUAUAAAAUUGAAUGUGUAGAAUUUAGGCUCUUAAAAUUAAAAACCAACUCGGCUAAAAGCACAAAAUUAAGUGAUCAGGAUAAAAUCUCUCCAAAGAAAGAGUAGAAAAACCACCCGGUAAAACCUUUAGGAAGUGAUAACUAAAUUCGAAAUUAUCAACCGUUUCGGAAACGGAAACAUAAGGCAAGUGUGAUUCGCGCGCCGUGGGCUUUAGGUAAAACGAAACCAGUUUUUAGGCUUGACAAUAUUGAAUUCGGAGACAAACUAUACAGAGGAAAAAAAAUCGAAACGUCACCCAAAUUAACAUCGGCAUAGCUUUCGAAACAAGAACAACAAGGUGAGCAGGAAGAAGCAGAAUAACGGGAAAGAAAAUACCAACAACGUCUAGAUAUUGGGUCCUUUCGGUAGGAAACUUUAACUCCAAAAUGGCCGCUGCCGUAGCGUCGUCACUUUUUUACGUUUAUUUCAAGCGACACAAGGCUUGAAUUUGUUAAUAUUUUCGUUACCUGCUUUGAUACGAAACGAAAUUGUUAAAGCAAAAAACCAAGUUCAAACAUCUAUCAACCGCUGUUGAAAUCAUGACGAAAAAAACCAAAAUUACAAAAUGUGUAAACAAAAGUUUUGUUCUUUUUCGGUUUCUCGUAGAAGUACGCUAAGCUUCCGUACACAUAAAUACACUCUACACACAGAAUAGAACACUGCAAACUAUAGGUAAAUAAUAGGUUUUUUGCUUCUUCAAGGUUUGGCUUUCAGCCAGCUUUGCUUAUUGUUUGUGCAAAAACAAAUCUCUGCAUUAAAAAAAAAGUAGAAACACAAACUAAGGAAUCGUUCAAGCACAGCAACACCAGCAGCGAUAGGAAUUGAGUAUACUAAAAACUUUCCGCAUACAAUUUAGAACAGAUUGCAGAUAGGCAACGGAACACAAGGUUGAUAAAAAAAAACACACUCAUUCAUUAGUAAACGGAACAGCAGGCGAUUUUUUCUAUUAUUUUUUUUUCAAUUUUCAUAAAAAAUUUAAUUGGAUGAAGCAAACAGAGCGAAAUAAAAAGCGUAGUCGUCGUGGUGUUUUUUCUUUUUUCUACGAAAUACGGUGCCCCAAAAUGCUGCCUUAUUAAACGAAACAAAAUGCAAACGCACUGAAUGUAAAAAAAGGGAAUCUUUUACUAUCACAACACAUAAAACGUAAAAGUGGGAGAAAAGACUGAAUGAAAAUUAAUUUCAAGUUAUUUAGAUGGGCAAGGAAAAGUGAUCGGCAAACAGCUAGAAUCGAUGAUCUGAUCAUGGACCCCCUUCCGGAAUGAGGACAAGCAGUCUACUGAGUGGCAGUGUUGCCAGGGCAUAGGCGGCGGGUGGAUCGGUCAUCACAAAAAUUUAAAAAAAAAUGGUUGGCGAUGCGGCAACAAAUAAAAAAAAGGAAAGCAAAACUCGUAUGCGGAAAAAGCGAAACAAGCGAUAGCAAGCAGUUCAUGAUUAAAAGAUAACAUUUUAGUGCUAGGACCAUUUCUAUAUAAUUAUUUUUCGACAAAAUUGAUUGUAUUCGUGGGAUAGUAGCAGACGAUAAAAAGGGGAUGAACGGAACGUAAAAUUAUGCAAUAUUCAAUCAUUAUUUUUAAACUAUUUUUGUGUACGUUCAAAACUCAAAACCUAUAGCGGAAUAACGACUGUAUUUAGGAAUUUAGUUGUAGCGCGUUUUUCCCGGUCGACGGCAAACCACGCGACUCGCAAGUGUCCAGUAGUAGCGGUUCAGUAGGUUUCUUCACCACCGAAAACCACCAGUGCUGCCAGAGCAGUUAGUUUGUUCUCAUUUUCAUUUGUUUACGUUGUUUUUUUUUCUUUUAAACGAGGAAACUUUAAAUUUGGAUAAUUUCUAGCUGUUAUUCUUUUCGUUACAUUUUUAUCGUUAACUUUUCUAUGGAUUAACUUUCCUUUCUGUUUUGUUUCGUGUAAAUCUUUGUUGAUCGAUCGUCGUCUUUGUUCCCACUGGCAACGCGCUGACAUUCGCGGUGCUUCAAGCCCAGCCUACUGAACGCGCGUGCGUGGUCAUCUCAUCGGAAAGUAAAUGUAAUAAAAUAAAUAUUAACGUUUAGAUGUUAUUCUUAAUAGUACGCGCUGUUUGGCAAUUUUGACAAGUCGGAUGAAUAUUGCACAGAAGCUAUAAAAAGAGAAUCAAAUAUAAACCGAGCUAAGUGAGGGGAAAACACUGCUAGGAUCAGAGAAUGGAAACAAAAAAAAAUAUUUGUAUAAAAAUAUAUAUUGAGAAGUUAUUAUGUUAAUUAUAUAUUUUUAUUUUAUAUUGUAUUUUGAUUAAUUAACGUAAAUUUUAAUUAUUUUAGAUAAAAUUAUCCUUAUCUUUAGUUCAUACAAAACAAGCAUGCCACGCUAAAUUAUCGUAACUGCAGCAAAUUCACACUAUAAAUGAUCAAAAGUUGAAUACUAAAUCAUACGCAUGAAGCAAAACAGAAAAUAACAAUGAACGAUUUCCCCUUCUACCGUAAAAUGUCUAAUUCAUAGAGAUACAUAAUUAAAAUAAUUAAUUAAUUUUAAAUUAUCCAAAAGCCUCCACACACUAUUUUUUUUAUUUAAUGUUUACAACAAUUAAUUUUAACGAUACGAAAACGAUGCAAACCAUAGCAACACAGUCUCCAGUUUUUUUUCUUUUCGCUGUCAAACUAGUUUAGCAGAACCAAGCAGAAGCAAAAUAUGGAAAACAAGAAUCAUAAGAUGUAUCACAGAAUUUUAACCUUAAACAUAAUGAAGCAAAUAGUUUUAAUCUCUUUAUCUAAAAAAGCAACUAACUUUCAAGCAAGAAAUAUUCAACAGUAACAUGCAAAUCAACAAACAAACAAACAAACGAACCAGAAACACAACAGUAACAAUAAAUAACCGAGUUUGUAAUUCAAAUCACAAAACAACAGCAACAAAAAUGAAACAACCCCCUUGAUUUUGGAGACGUCAGGUCAAAUCGAAGUAAUCUACCACCUAAAAGCCAUUCGAAAUGGGCAAAAACUGAACCAUCCGAGGAGAGUACGCCAAUGAGAAACACGAAAAAGGCACGGUUACAGCGAGACCAUGCGUAAGAGAUAGCAAACAAACGUAAACUAGCGAGUUGUUAAACACGGAAAUAACUACUAACACUGAUUAAAAUGAGAAGACAAAUUUCAUUACCAAGAAACAAAAAAAAAUCUAUCAUUACCCCUGGCACUUUCUACAGGCUAAACUGUACGAUUUCACACUGCACUCCGGAUUUCUGUUUCGCUUAGUAUCAACUUUGUAUGUCUCCUUUUAGACAGUUUUUGUUAGCCUUCUUUAUUCCCCUCAUACAUACCUCUUGACACGCACCAUCCCUUCGUCCACUUACACGUUACCUUAGUUUGUUUUGUGCUUUGAUGUACAAUAUAGCAUUUUCUUUUCUCAGUAAUUUACUACUUAUCCAUUUCCUCGCACACGCACACACACACAUAUACUCACAAACACUGAUCAUUUGACAAAACACAAAAACCCGCGACUCAAUUUCUUGAAUUUCUCUAUUGUUUUGUUAAUCGAUUUUAAUUGAUUUAUAUAUUUUUCAAUAAAAUACGUUAUUUUUGGUAUCGCGUAACCUCCAUCAUUUAUGCGAAAAAGUUAACUAAAUUACUAAUUGGUAAUAGAUACAAAAAAAACAUAAAAAAAUAGACGGGAACCUAAACAAAAAUAUUCAAAAAAAAAAAGAAUUAGACAAGCCAAAUCAAAUCCUUUCACAAUCACAUUCAUACACUUCUCAUACAACACACCCACAUACACACGACCAACCACAGUAAGUCAGUCAGUCAGUCAGUCAUGCGAAGGUGAUAGGAAAAUAAAGUGGAAUUGAAGGCACGGUUUCUGUUGUGUUCACGAUUUGAUCGCAACUGACUGCCAAACUGGUUCCGUGAGUAACCGAAGCGAAAGGGUGACUUUCAAUUCCAAUUUAUCUACAAUCAGGCAAGUCGAUUUGCAGAGUUUAGAGUAACACAUUUGAUACCUAAAAGUUAAUAAAAAAAAAAAGAAGUAAAAAACAAACAAACAGAUUAAACCGUAAUAGCAAACGAAACAAGAAAUGAAAUGAAGAAGAACAACAUCAGAGAAGAAGGAAGAAACGAAUAAAUAAAGCUAAACAACCUUUGUAUCUUCUCUAUAUACGAAAGAAAAAUAAAUGAAAAUAAAUGUUA
Messenger RNA from Sabethes cyaneus, 9014 nucleotides. It is a transcript of the gene Syp, whose product is annotated as heterogeneous nuclear ribonucleoprotein R. NCBI's taxonomy places the organism in Eukaryota, Metazoa, Arthropoda, Insecta, Diptera, Culicidae. Gene Ontology annotation, molecular function: mRNA binding. The coding region runs from base 1738 to 3402 and encodes 554 amino acids. The transcript has 12 exons. The record is from RefSeq and is a predicted model, not a curated record. Gene Ontology annotation, cellular component: nucleus; ribonucleoprotein complex.